Molecule: messenger RNA, 4568 nt
Organism: Portunus trituberculatus (swimming crab)
Lineage: Eukaryota; Metazoa; Arthropoda; Malacostraca; Decapoda; Portunidae
Exons: 12
Coding region: 419-3301 (960 amino acids)
Biological process (GO): regulation of transcription by RNA polymerase II
Molecular function (GO): RNA polymerase II cis-regulatory region sequence-specific DNA binding; DNA-binding transcription factor activity
Source: RefSeq, a predicted model, not a curated record
UCCCAGGAUCGGAAAUAAUGAGCUCUGAGCUCGUUCCGUAGGGUAACGUCUGGCUGCCUCGUCAGAGACUGCAGCAGAUCAAACAGUGAAUUACACACACACAUGCAUCUCACAGCUGGGUGAUGAGUGUGCUUGACGGGUGUGUGUGUGUGUGUGUGUGUGUGUGUGGUUGCAGGUGGCGUGCGGUGGACAGCAGGGGCGCAGAUGGCCAGUGACGACAGCAGGUCCAUGUCAGCUGGAAGAGGAAGGCUUAGGGGUGCUGCAGCACUUAGGCCUGGCCGGGGUGAACAGAGUGGCCAGCCCGCAGGACCCUUGGUCAAGGCGAGUGGCGUGGGCGGUGGUUCUGGCGUGCGGGUUGGCGGGGACCAUCUUCCUUAUCAGCGAUAAGGCACAGCAAUACCUGAGGCGCCCCACCACUAUGAGGGUGUCCUACGAUGACGCCAACCUCACCGCCUUGCCCAGCGUCACCGUUUGUCCCAGUGACAAGUUUGACUUCCACAAUCUGCUGAAGCUGUGGCGGAAAGCUGGACAGCGCGACAAGAUGCCCAAAGACGCAGACCUCAAACUGCUGGCCGUGUCUAACCUCACUCUGGAGGAGGUGUGGCGCCAGGGAGGCAUCCACCUGCACCGCCUUGUGGCGCAGUGCUACGUGGGCCCCGGCAGGCGGUGUGAUGAAGGGCACGGUGUGUGGCGAUCAACCUUCACUCGCUACGGCCUGUGCCACACAUUCUCUGGGGCCUUCACCUCCACGACCGGGCCUCACUUCGGCAUUUACCUUCAGCUUCGUUAUCGUGGACACCCGUACGGACACAAAUUUCGGGGCUUCAAGGUGGCUGUGCACGACCCUCUGCGCCUGGCAUCCGAGGCCAUCGAGGACGGAAUGCCCUGCCCUCAGAAGAUCACCAAAACACGCAGGAAGUUUGGCUGUCACCGCCUUGUGUCCGUCACGCUGAAGCACGUGCAGCUCCUGGACCGCACAUCACGCCCGUGUCGCCAGCAAGACAACUAUAGCAGCAAGGAGUGCCGCCUCACAUGUUUGCACGCACACGUCCUGCGGCGCCACGGCUGCAGGCUGCCGUACAUGCUAGGCGAGGGGCGAGCCUGCCGGACGGAGGAGGAAGUGCGGCGCGUGUUCGAGGCCAUCUACCAUCUGCAUGACUACGGCCGCUUCAACUACACCGCCGCCUGUGACUGUCCGCCCGCCUGCACCCUCACCAUCUACCGCGCCAACACCGACACCACCUGGAACACUCAGAGAAACUCCGUCGUCAAGAUGGAGUGGAACAACCGGCAACAAAUUGUUCACAAAUGGCAGCCUUUUGGCUUGCAGCAGAUGCAGAUUCAGCAACAACAACUGCAACAGCAGCAUCAGUUGUCUGCGCAGCAUCAACAGCAGCAGCAGCAGCAACAGCAACACCCACAGCCUCCACCCCCUCAGCAGCAGCCUCAGCCACAGCAACAGAUGCAGCAGCAGCAGCUCCAGCUACCUCCUCUUCAGAUGUCCCAGUUGGUGCCGAAGAUGAACAACAGGACGGGCGGGUCCAGCACGCCGCACUGCCUGGUCUGCAAUGUGCACCUCGGGAUGUUUGCCAAGGGUGGCAUGGAGGUGUUCUCAGAGAAGGUCACCACCACCAGCGGGAAGCUGCAGAUCCACAACGUGCUGGGCUCCAUCAUCAAUGCUGAGCUGAGCACCACCGCCGUGCACUCCAGCAUCGUGUGCAAGAAGUGCUUCAAGCUGCUGGAUGACAUUGACGCCCUGGAGGUGCAGCUCGUCGGCAUGAAGCAGCUUGUGUCCAGCAAGUACACCAUGACCCUGGCGCUGGUGAAGAAAGGUCUGGUGGGCAAGGCAGUGCUGGAGGAGACCCCCAAGCAGCAGCAGCAACAGCAGCAGCAGCAACAGCAGCAACAAGGGCAGCAAGGACAGCACCAACAGCAGCAGAUCAGUUCACCAACAAAGGCUAAAAAGUUGGCUCCAAAGACCCUGGCCACAGGGAAGGGCAUAAAAUCCAAAGGUGGCACAAGAAGAGGCCGGCCACCCAAGACGGUGCGUCCACGGAAAGUUGGGAAGCUGGCAGUGAAGUCUGGCAAGCUGGUGGUGAAGGGUGUGGAUGUGGAGCUGGCACCGGAGGUGGAGCUCAAGGAGGAGAGCGUGUCCUCCGAGGACGAGGAGGGAGUGCCGGUGGAGCUGGAGCUGGCUGAGGAUACAGAAGAUGAGGCUGGAUCCAGCGUGUGCUCUUUGUGUAACAAGGAAUUUCCAUCAAGAACACUUUUGGCAUCACAUCUCGAAACUCAUGGAAUUAACUAUGAAUCUCACAAGUGUGAAAUUUGUGAAAAAAGUUUCCUUACUGCAGAGAGUCUUAUUAAACAUAAAAAAUUGCACAAAGGAAAGAAAAAGAGUGUUAAACGAAGGGCAGGCUGCCCAGCCUUUGACAUCACUCACAUAAAGCAGUUUAAGUGUCGACAGUGCAACAAAGUGUUCACCACCAAGAGCAAGGCAGAGGACCAUGAGCGGACUCACACGGGGGAGAAGCCCUUCGAGUGCGACAUCUGUGGCACGUGCUUCAGGCAGAAAAGCAACCUCUCUUCUCACAAGAGAGUGACUCACCUGCAGGAGAGGCGAUACAAGUGUGAGUUGUGUGACAAGGCCUUCAAGUGGAAACGGUUAUUGAACGGCCACACCAUGAGCAUUCACACCGGAGAACGGCCCUACAAGUGUGAGUUUUGUGAGACAGGUUUUGUGUAUCAGCAGCAUUAUAAAAAGCACUUGAGGAUUCACACCGGUGAGAAACCUUUUAAGUGUGAAGUGUGCGGGAAGGCGUUCAAUUCUUCAAACAACUGCAGGGCCCACAUGUUCACCCACUCGGACAAAAAGCCGUACGAGUGCACCAUAUGUGGGGCGGGAUUCAUGCGCAAGCCCCUCGUUCUGUCCCACAUUAAGCAGCACGGUCACAUGGACAACCUGGAGGUGUAUGUCAAGGCCAACUCGCCCACCACAGCAGUGGUGGUGGCGGGCGAGAGCAGCGGUAACAUGGACGGUGACAGAAGCCCUGUCCCCUAUGCCAUCGUCCGCAGGAGGAAGCCAAACCGAGAGCCAACACACACUGCAGUGAUGCACAUGACUCAGGGACCACCACAGCCUGCCCACAACAACAUGGAGGAGAGCAUUCCUCACUUCAUCAUCCCCACCAAUGACGGCAGAGAGGCCACCGCAACUGGGGAGACAAUGGGCUACAUGUUUGGCACCUUCCAGACGCAGGGCACGGUGGGUCACUACACGCCCCUCAACCUGGGCCAGUGGUGAGCUGGAGGGCAGCAGCAGCCACACAUACUGCUCUGCACACCAUUGUGUCAGUGGUGCACUGAUGUGGUUUAUUUCAAGUUGCAUUUAAGGUCCCUCUGCCAAAGUGGUUUGAGAUAUCUGGCUGCUCCUCUGAAUGGGGAAUGAAGUGACAGUCAUCAAAGGUGUGGGCAUUAUUUUUGAACCUCAAUCUUGUGGUGUUGGUACACUUGUAAUAUUUGGCUCAUCUGCUGCCUUUGCUCUGGUAAGAGAAAUUUCUGGUGUGUGUUGAGCGCGCACGGUAUUUAUACUAACUCUCAAACACGAACAAAAUCAGUAUUUCAUGCAUAUUCAUCCCAUUCUUCAUUGUAGGUCUCACAGAAGUACAGUUUCUGCACUGCAUAGUGAACAUAAUAACUAAUUAAAGUCAUAUAUUUUCUUUUCUAUCAAUUCAUUAGAAGCUGCACACUGUACACACUGUAGGGCUUCUGUGUAUCAUAAGGUGGAGUCAAUCACCUGAUUUUCACAUUGGGAAUCAGUGGAGUUAGUAAUCUCAGGAAUUUCUAUUAUUGCAUUUUUUCAGUACUUUUCACUUCCAAAAUGGUUCAAGAACAACCUUGUUCUUGAACCUCUUUCACUGGAGGCAGUAAACACACCAUUUUAUUCUUUUUGUUCUAGAUACAGUUACUGCACAAGUCUCAGUGAAUGAUAGGAAAGUGUUCUUCCUGACGUAUCGUCAAUAUUUUUGAUAUUCAAAAGUGUGUUUUGUCAGAAACAUUUUCAUGAAAUGUGUAAAUACAUCAUCCUUGCAAAGGAGCCAUUGUAACUUGUAAUUGACUUCCCAUUUCAUAUUUGACAUUGUCAUAAUAGCUGCAUAACUGCAGAAAAUUUGUGAAUUCUACCUCAUAUCUUUCUCUUUUAUAUAUAACAAUUUCAAUUCUGUAGUGUGCCUUUGAUCAGAGUAUUUAUUUAGGACUACCAGUAAAACAGCAAAAAUUAAUUUAAUAUGUAUACUGUACAAUCCAAAUGGUUCUGCUAACCAUUUUGUAAUUUUACAUGUAGGUCACAGAGGAGUGGUGGUGAUCCUCCUCUUCAGAGGGAUGUCAGUUGUAUAGUUAUAUAGAUCCAUGACACACCAAUAUUACCAAACCACCAGUACUUACCCAACACAUGACACACUAGUGUCAAUUUUUAUCAUUGCUAUGGAACCUGACAUGAAACACAGUCUCUCUCUCUCUCUCUCUCUCUCUCUCUCUCUCUCUCUCUCUCUCUCUCUCUCUCUCUCUCUCUC